This is a messenger RNA of Zootoca vivipara (common lizard), 3324 nucleotides long. Lineage: Eukaryota; Metazoa; Chordata; Lepidosauria; Squamata; Lacertidae. The record is from RefSeq and is a predicted model, not a curated record.
AUUUUCACUUUCUGAAAUAUGUCAACCCUCUCUCCGCUUGCUCUCUAGGCUGCCAAGGCCCCCCCUGGAUGUCCCCCCGCCCUCCAGAUCCACCUGGCGCCUGGCAGGGCCUCUGCACCUGGGAGUGCUGGCACCAGCGAGUCCUGGAGCUCCUGGAGCAGGAGCCGCCGGCCAAGAGCCCCCCACGGGCCGCUCAGGUGACGUUUGAGGACGUGGCUGUCUACUUCUCGCCUGAAGAGUGGGCCCAGCUGAUGGCGUGGCAGAAGGACCUGUACUGGGGUGUGAUGAAGGAGAACCACGCCCUGGUGGCCUCGCUGGCACCUGCUCGUGUCCCCCAGCCAGAGGUCUUGGGCCGGAUAGAGCGAGGGGAGGCCCCUCCUUCCGAGGCCCCCAUGGAGGAAAAGCAGGAAGAGGCUCCCCGAGUGCCCAGCCCAGGUUCUGGGGCUAAGGGGCAGCUGGAGGUCAGGAGAGGACCAGGUGGGGAGCAUCCCUGCAGCAAGACUCCGACAGAAAAAGCCAAGAGGGACGCUCUGGCUGACACCAAGCCCCACAUCAAGUGCGAGGAGCAGCGGGGGGACCCCCAGGGGCCAGCCACCCACCACUGCAAGGACUGCGGCUCCAGUUUCCCCGACCGGGACGCCCUGAUUUCCCACGUCCUGCGCACCCACUUUGGCGAGCGAGCGCUGCCUUGCCCGCAAUGCGGAAAGUUCUUUGGCAGUGACAGCAGCCUGGCGGCCCACCAGAGCACCCACGGCCUGGAGCGAGUCUUCACCUGCAUCGACUGCAAGAGCACCUUUGUCUACGAGGAGCAGGAGGCAGGCCGGAUCCACGCCCAGCUGGCCCUGGGGAAGCUUUUCAAGUGCUUUGGCUGCAGCUGCAAGAUCGCCGCCCUCCUGGCCAGAGACCAGAAGCCAGAGGCACAGGAGGGCUGCCCUCCCUUUGGGGAGCUGGAUGCCACCUUCUACAGCCGCCAGCGCGCAAUGGAGCAGGUCCGCCAGCGGGCCGCCCACUGGACCACCUCUGAGACCAAGGCUUUUGUGGAGCUGUGGGGGGACGACCGCGUCCAGACGGCCCUUUUUGACAACUAUCGCAACGAGGUGCAGUACAAGCGGCUGUCGGACAAGAUGCGGAAGAUGGGCUUCCACCGCAACCUGGAGCAGUGCCGCCAGCGGGCCAAGGACCUGCGCAGGGGCUUCAAGGAGAUCCAGGACGGCAACCUGCACUCCAACCGGGCACGGCAGACCAUGCCCUUCUUUGCCCUCCUGGACCGCUUCCUGCUGAUGAGCCGGGGGCUGGUGGUGCCCAAGGUGUGCGUCAACAGGACCAAGCAGAGGGGGCGCAAGGGCAGGGGGCGCAGGGAGGAGCCCCAGGGGCAAGCCCCCUUCCUGCUCGCCCAGCACCCCAACUUGCAGGACCUGGCGCUGCAGGAGCAGGAUCCGUACCUCCAUGCCCUGGCGCUCCCUGGCUUCCACCUGCAGAGCCACUUCACAAGCCAGUAUCGCCAGGGGGCCAGCCUCCCUGGCUACCAGCUGCCGCCCCCCGACCAGGACCCCCCGGGCAACGCUGUGGGGCUGCCUGGUGGUCCGCUGGAGGGGCAAGACAAGGACUCGCCUGCCCUGCGACUGGCGGACUUCUCCCUACGGCCGCAGGACCCAGACGCCUCUCUCGCCAUGGAGUCCUGCCGGGCAGCUGCUCGCAGCCAGAGCCAGGACAUGGUGCUGAGCCCCAUCAAUGGGCUUUCAGCCACCAGCAGCCUCUGGUCAGAAAUCGCCAGCAUGACUACUAUGGAGAACCCCACUGGCGUGGCAGCCCCAGGAAGUGCCCAGCCCUGGCACCCUGGGAAGGCCCCCAGCUCCUCUGCAAAGCGGAUGCGCGACCUCCGCUUGCGCCGCCGGAGGCAGCGGGCCGCCAUGGCACGGGUGCUGCUGGGCGCCAGCUACCGCCCCAACGACCGGACAGUGUGGAGCAAGACGCAGAAGACGGACUGGUGGGACAACCUGGUGGCCGGGCCAGCCGAGGACGGCGAGUGGGUGCGCUACUUCCGCAUGUCGCGGGAGGCGGUGCUGGAGCUGGUGGAGAGGCUGCGCCCCGUGCUGCAGCGGGAGGACACCAACAUGCGGGCCGCCAUCCCCGUCGACAAGCGCGUGGCCCUCACGCUCUGGAAGCUGGCCACCUCGGAGAGCUACCGCUCGGUGGCCCACCAGUUUGGCGUGGGCGUCUCGACCGCCUCAGUCAUUGUCAUGGAGGUGUGCGAGGCCAUUCACGACGUCCUGCUGCAGGACGUGGUCCAGCUGGGGGAUGCCCAGGCCGUCAUGGAGGGCUUUGAGCGGCUUGGCUUCCCCAACUGCAUUGGCGCCGUGGACGAGACCCACAUCCCCAUCCUGUGCUCACCCCACGGUGCGUCGGCCUACAUCAACGGCAAGGGGCUGGUUUCCAUGGUGCUGCAGGCCCUGGUCGACAGCGCAGGGCGCUUCAUGGAUGUCUACGCCGGCUGGUCAGGCGGCCUGCAGGACUCGGGCCUGCCGUGGGGCUCCCCGCUCUUUGAGCGCAUGGAGAAGGGCACCUUUGGCCCCCAGACCACCACUGAGAUCGAGGGUGUGGCCGUGGGACCCGUCCUACUGGGGGGUCCUGCCUGCCCCCUGCGGCCGUGGCUGAUGAAGCCGUACACAGACACCCCGGAGGGGCCUCGGCACCACUUCAACCUGUUGCUGGGCAAGUGCCGCAGGGCCGUCACCUACGCCUUUGAGCGGCUCAAGGGCCGCUGGCGCUGCCUCCUCAAGCGCCUAGACGUGGCGGAGAAGAACGUCCCGCUGGUCAUCGUCGCCUGCUGCAUCCUGCACAACAUCUGCGAGAGCCGCAACGAAGCCAUGCAGGAGGGUUGGGAGGAGGGCAUGGACUACGCUGACCUGCCCUCGGCGGAGGGCCACGCAGACGCCUUCUCGGACGCGGAAGAAGGGGCUGGGGAGGCGCACGGCGUCCGUGAGGCCUACUGCGCAUUCUUCGAGAAGAGGCGGCAGGCAGAGGAGCUCUGAGGGGCGCUGUGCGUUGUGUGUGUGUGUUGUGCGAGGACACCCCCUUCCCCACCCCACCCCGUGGGUGUUGCAAAGACGCGGGGGGGGGGGGGGAGAGAGACAGGAACUCAGGCUAACUCAGGUUACAAUUCUCUUCCGUGACUUCGCAGGGGGACAACGUCCAGGGUCCCCCUCGGUGAAGUCUGCCUGCUCACCGGUUGCACUGUUUUGACCUUUUAUAAACUUUUUAUAAAAAUUGGCUUAGUACCAAGUUUUCACCUUGGACCUCAAUAAAUCCUUGUUCUUCUUGAAA